UUUUUAGAUUUUGAUAAAUUGAAUUUUAUGUACAUAUUAUGUUUAUAAAUGAAAACACACAAACUUACCUGCUGGUAAUGUGUAAUCUGCCUGCGAAAAAUGUAAAGAACACACACACAUAUUUGCAGUUACUUUUUUACCCAUUCGUAAUACUCUUUCCCAUUGCUUUCUACGUUCUAUGAUCUCUUCAAUUCCGCUUUUAUUUAUUACUUUUACAAAAUUUUUAUUUGGUGGAGGAAAUUGAUGAAACCUUAUAUCCAAGUUAACACAAGCUUUACUUGAGCAAUUAAAAACUGAACAAUAUCGCUUGCUCUUUGUUUUUUUUGGACUGAAUUUCAUUCCCUGAAUGUUUUUCUCUCCAUUAAAAUCACUCAUUUUUAUAUUUCACUUUAAAUUAAACAAUAAUUAAAUAUUAAAAACAGAAAAUUUAGGCUGACACAUUCGUAAACAAACGUAAAGUUUUGAAUCUGACCCAGUUGUAUUAGUUUGUCAAUCUGACACCAGAUAGCGUGUCGCUGUAUUUCAGAUCCCUAUAAUUCGAAGCCAUAAAAAAGAAGAGAAAUGUAAAUUACUGUGCGGUGCAUAGGCACUUUAGGUAAAAGAAACAUGUUUUAUAAUUUUAUACAAUUUGUUUAGUGUUUUAUAAUUUAAAACGCCGGCUGAUUUCAAAUAAAAAAAUACAAAUGUAAAAAGUUACUGUGGAAAUGUGAUGAAAUGUUUGUAAAUAUAAAUUGAAUACCUUAGAAUAUUUGGAUUCCUGGAAUCUGGAUUAAACGAAUAUCCUCCAAUAAUAACCAUUUCUGUCAAUAAUUAAAUUAUUAUUAUGUAAAAAUGUUAUAAAAAACUAGUAACCACAAAAUGUUAACAUGACAGUAAUAAAUCAAUCACUUGUUCGUUGCACGCAUUCACAGUAAACAAAGUAUAAAAAAGAAUAUCAGCUGUCAAAAAAUAAAUAUACUUAAAAUUCAGAAUUAUUUUUCUUUGAUAAUUUUUAUUUUAAUAAGUUUAUAUGAUUGCUGGUCAUAAAGGACGAAUUGGAGAAAUUUUGAGACAUUUGACGUAUCAAUUUUGGGAAUCGUCCUACGAAUUUUCGACGGUUUUGGGUCAAUUUCUUUGGUCGCUUCGGUCAGUCAAGAAUCCUGGCGCUGAAUCAUUUAAAUAUAAGGCAACAUUACCAAGUGCGAGAUGUCUAACAGAAUUGAAACUAUUCUCAAUGACUGCUUACAAGAGAUAGAGUAUGAUAUAAAUAAGAUAUUAAUACAAACAUGGGUUAAAUUUGAAAUUGGACAAAUAUCUGAACACAUUUUGUAUUACUUUGCAACACUACCACUUAUUCCUCAAUCGGAAUAUAUGAAUGCUGCUUUGGAGAUAAAAGAAUCAGUUAAAUCUAAUUUGACUCCCGAAACACAGAAAUUUGUAGAUGAAGUGUUUAAAAAUAUUGUUUUCGGGACUAAUUUUGUUCCUCUGUUUGAUGCCAGACCAGAAAGAUCAAACGAUUUAAUUGAAACUGUCAAUCAAAUUAUAAGAACAAAGUUAUUAAAUAGCAAAUGUAGUGGAGAAUUUAUAGAAAAUUUGGAUUUUCUUGCGACAUAUAAAUGGUGGGAUAAUAAAGACAUCAAGCUCGUUUCCCCGAUUAUUAAUAAAGUCAUCACAGAUGAUUUCCUUCGACUUAAUAAGAAAUCAUUGACAUUAAAGAGUGCUAUAUUAUCUAUGGAAAAACAAAUUAGGAAGUAUAUUUAUUUUCCAAAUAAAGAAGUAACUAAGAAUCCGAAAACAAAAAGCAGAGAUUUGAUAAAUACGUCAAAUAAUACUGGAAAUACAAAUAGUUCUGAAGUAGAAAAAUUUCUAAGCAUUAACCUGACUCUUGAUGAAACUCGAGACAGUGAACCUCAAGAAGAAGAAGAAUCAGCAAAUAUUUCAGAAACGUAUUUUAACAGUAACACACAAACAGUAACAGAAAACACUGAUACACAAAGUUUCGAGUCUGAUUCUCAAAUGAACUAUAUACAGGGUUCAGAUGAAACAUAUAAAAAUGGUCAACUUGAGGCAAACGAUAAAAUAGCUGAACUGGAACAUACGAACAAAGAUGCUCUUGAAAAUGGCGUGUUAAAAAACUUGAAAUCGACAGAAACUAACACACAAAAUGUCAUUGCAAGAAAUAAUUCCGAAACUGAUGCAAGUUUUACACUAGCUUUAGAUGAAUCUCCUGAAAAUGAUGUGCCAAGUACUCAUUUUAACAACUCACCAAAAACUAACCCAGUGACUGUCAUUGAAAAAAAUGGUUCUGUAUCUCAAACUGAUUCAAGUCUUCAGCUAACUUUGGAUGAAUCUCUUGAAAAUGAUGAGCCAAGUACUCAUUUUAACAACUCACCAAAAACUAACCCAGUGAAUGUCAUUGAAAAAAAUGGUUCUGUAUCUCAAACUGAUUCAAGUCUUCAGCCAACUUUGGAUGGUGAUGCUGAAAUACCAAAUCCUGAACAAGUCGACCCGCUCGAGAAUGGAAACGAUCAAUUCAUUUGCUGCAUCUGCCGCGUAACACUGCCCAACCACUGUUUUAUACCUUGCGGGCAUUUGGCUGCUUGUCAAGAAUGCUGUGCAGCUUACAAUGCCUUAAACAUUGCUGAAGAGGAUGAAAAUAAUGGGCGGAACAACUGUCCCGUGUGCAGAAGAGAAUACCAGUCAACGCAGAUCAUCAUUGAAUCGCUCGAAUGCUGUGUGUGUCGUCAAAACCCACCAACCGUUUGUUUUGUACCCUGUGGUCACAUGGCGUUAUGCAACAAUUGUCACUUGUUAGAAAUUCUAAACGAUAAUAACAACUGCCUAGUCUGCUCGGAAAGUUACAAUUCACUUCAAAAAGUCUUCAAAAUUUAAACUAACAAAACACAUUAAAUAUCCCAUUUAAAGCACAGUAAAAUUUUAAUUAUCCUUCAUUCCGAUAUUUGAAAUUUAACUAAACUUUAAAAUUUUUCUUUAUUAUUAAGAUUCUAUAAGAGAAAAGAAAUGUUUAAUCAGAAAUUAUUAAUGUUUAAGGUAUUGUACGAUGCAAAAUGUUACAAUCAUGUUUAAAAUUAUCUUUAAAAUUACCUAAAAUGUAUGAGGGACAUUCCAUUUCAAAACGAACCACCUUAUAAACAAUUGCCAUUGUAAAGCAAUUUUUAAAAAAUUAUUCCAACCAUUUAUUUAAGCCGAACUUUAUUUACUACUAGUGAUUUUAAAAUAAAAAUUUCUCAAUUUUAUGAUGGUAAAAUUUUUUUUUUUAAAAAUAAUAGAAUUUAUGAAAAAAAUUAAAUUUGAUUGUUAACCUUUUAAAUACCUUAAAAACAUGUCGUGUCCGAUUUUCUUCAAAUUUAAGUCAAAAUGUAUCUUAAAAAAUCUAGUUUUAUUCUAUGUAAACAUUACAAUGAGCAGUUCGGUUGAAAUCAAGAAUCAAUUAAAUUUUACGAAACUGUCAGAGGUUAAACUGCGUAAAAAUUUGAAAAAAAACAAAUUCCUCUCGGUGCAUGCAUUAAAACCUUCGAAAUUCUUGUAAAAUUUAAUUAAUUUCUCAAAUUUCCGCAAAUUGACCAUUGUAAUGUUUACAUAGAAUAAAACUAGAAUUUUUAAACCACAUUUUGACAUAAAUUUAAAGAAAAUCGAACGCGACAUGUUUUGAGAUAUUCAAAAAGUUAUCUUUCAAACUUAAUUUUUUUCAUAAAUUCUAUUAUUUAAAAAAAAAAAAUUUAACAUCAUAAAAUUAAGAAAUUUUUAUUUUAAAAUCACUAGUAGUAUAAAUAAAGUAUCGCUUUAAUGAAUGGGAGAAAUAAUUUUUUAAAAAUUGCUUUACAAUGGCAAUUGUUUAUAAGGUGGUUCGUUUUGAAAUGAAAUGCCCCAUAAACUUACUCAUUUAAAAAUGUAUGUUUUAAAAACACGCGAAAACAAAAAGUUUAUAUCUAUGGCAUAAUGUAAUGUAAUAAAAAAGUCUGUCAUCGUUUAAAAAAAAAAGUUGUACAAAAUUCAUUAUUCAGUGUUGCAACAGGUCAUGAAAGUCGUGAAAUUUAAG
Molecule: messenger RNA, 4039 nt
Organism: Leptopilina heterotoma
Lineage: Eukaryota; Metazoa; Arthropoda; Insecta; Hymenoptera; Figitidae
Exons: 14
Coding region: 1186-2871 (561 amino acids)
Source: RefSeq, a predicted model, not a curated record